GUAGACCUGCGAGCCGAUGUGACGCUCCGCCUGCGGGUGACAACGUCGUUAAAUCGUCUCUGUGUUUGUAGCUCCUUUGCACCGAGUGCUGGUCGUCGAAAUUCCAGCUCCGACCGCGUGGGGCGAGACAGUUCGGCAUCUCCUCGCGAUAAAGGACCUGGGGUGAAAAAAUUAAUUGUUAAAAGAAAGAAAACAAAUAUUUAAAAAAAUAUUGUAUACACUCUUGUAUACAACGCCGACUCCAAAUUCGCCUUGAGCAAGUGUUCGCUAGGAGCCGAAGCCAAUAGCAUCAUGUCACACAGCCGAAGAAGCCGAAGUGGUUCUCCACCAUCUUACGGCACCAACAGCAAUGACCCCCGUGACCUGGAGAGAAGGAUUUUUGUCGGCAAUUUGCCCACUGCACAUAUGGCGAAGAAGGAUAUGGAAGACCUGUUCAGGCCAUAUGGGAAAAUACAGGCCUUGUCCCUGUUUCGUGGGUAUGGAUUUGUGCAGUUUGAAAGGACAGAAGAUGCUGAGGCAGCUAAAGCAGGACAUAAUGGUCGGAUUUAUAGAGGUUAUAAACUAGAUGUAAAUAUGGCAGCGGAGAGACGACAGAAACCCAGGUCAAGUCCUCCACGCAGGCCUGCUGGUUAUGGAGAUAGUAGGGAGCCCCGUCCUCGUUCUCGAUCCCCAGUGCAGGGUCGAGACUCCCGCGACAGCAGGGAUGGCAGAGACUUGAGGGAACCUAGUCGAGAACCAAGGCCUGCCCCACUGCGAGACAACGACGAUGAGCGCUACAGGAGUGCAGAUGGAAGGGAUAAAGAUGCGCGAGAUGCUCCUUACAGAAAUGAUGGAUAUGACCGUUUAUACCGUGGUGAAUAUGAACAGUACCGCAAGAAAGAUGAUCCUUACGCUGAGCGCUACAGGGAGAACUGGAGUGGCAGGAGAGAGCCAGAAGAGGAGCGAAUACGGCCUGAGGAGCGCAGGAGGAAUGAGCUGUACCGUCAGUACUAUGAAGAGCUUCAGAGGCGGUACGAUGCCGAGAGACCUGUAGACUGCUCUGUCAUCGUGGUCAAUAAGCACCAGAAAGAGUACGCAGAAAUGGUAGGGAGGAAGGUGCGAGAUCUGGGCAUGGUGGUGGACCUCAUCUUCCUCAACACAGAAGUGUCCCUGACCCAGGCUCUGGAGGACGUGAGCCGGGCUCGCACACCCUUCGCCAUCAUCAUUACCCAGCAGCAUGAAGUGCAUCGCUCCUGCACAGUCAACAUUCUCUUUGGCACACCACAGGAACACAGAAACAUGCCCAUGCAGGAUGCUAUGGUUUUAGUGGCUCACAACUAUGACACCUUUAAGAUCGAGAACCGUGCCAAGGAGCGGGAUGAGAUCUCAAGAAAAGCUGCAAAGAUGGCAGAUGAGGUGUUGAUGAGAGAGCAUGACAGACAAGGCCACCCAGUCUCAGUAUUGACUGCUAUCACACUGCUGUCGGAAGGCAGGUUCCUGACUCCUCAAGAGUUAACAGUACUCAUUAACUAUCUGCAAGAUAAGCGUGAUCGUGUUGUCCGAGGCAGCACAGACCCUCACCUUGGGUCCCAUCAGUCCUCUGCAGCAGUCACUCAUGAGGCCCCUAAGCCCACCCAGGCUCUUGCCCCUGUGUCCAAUCAGACACACCCAUCCACACACACUAUGCACAGCUCCCACCUUCCUGCUGCCUCUGCUACCACCACCACCAACCAGCAGCAAGAGCUGCAGGCUAAAAUUCUUAGCCUCUUCAACAGCGGUUCAGGCUCCUCGGUGUCUCAGAGCCAGGCAGCAGUGUCCCAGCCUCAGGGCUACGGACCCACACAGGGCUCCAGCCUCUCCUCCUCCACUCUCUCCAACUUGGCCAUGUCUACCCAUGACUCUCAGGACAUGAUGAGUCCUCACAUGGGCAUUAGGCCCCCUGCUAACCGUGUAGCAGCAGCACCUCAGCAGCUCCAGAGAGCUGGAACUGGGAUUAACUUCGACAACCCUAGUGUGCAGAAAGCCCUCGACACACUCAUCCAGAGUGGACCUGCCAUUAACCAGCUGGUCAAUUCAGCUAACCUACCAGCUAGAUCAGGCCAGGGAGUGGGCCAAGGAAUGAACCAAGGAUUAAGCCAGGGACAUGGGCAAGGAAUGAGUCAAGGAUUAAGCCAGGGUCAUGGGCAAGGAAUGAACCAGGGUCAUGGGCAAGGAAUGAGCCAAGGAUUAAGCCAGGGUCAUGGGCAAGGAAUGAGCCAAGGUUAUAGCCAGGGAAUGGGACAAGGAAUGAGCCAAGGAUUGGGACAGGGGCUGAACCAAGGCAUGGGACAGGGGCUGAACCAAGGCAUGGGACAGGGGCUGAACCAAGGCAUGGGACAGGGGCUGAACCAAGGUAUGGGACAGGGGCUGAACCAAGGUAUGGGACAGGGGAUGGGGCAAGGGUCUCACUACCAACGUCAUUUCUGAAAUGCAUCCAGGCAGGCCUCUCAAAGACAUUUGUGAUUCUCAAUUGAAUUCUUUAAAAAGCAGUUCCCUUAAAUUUCUUAAGCAUUUGUUUUAUUUCUUACUUUGUGAAUGUUUUGAUGGUUAAUUGUUUAACUUUCAGAUAUCCAAUAACUUUCGAUUUUCCUUUUGGACCAGAAGGAAAAUGGUGAUUGAUAUAAAUCACUCAUGAAGAAUUUGCUGGUCUGGCCAGAUAGUUUUGGAUAUUUUCCCAUGUGGUAUUUUAUAUAAAGUGUCAUUUUGUACAUAAUGAAAUGCAAUUCAAUAAAUGAUUGACACAAAA
Messenger RNA from Ictalurus punctatus (channel catfish), 2764 nucleotides. RefSeq names its product nuclear receptor coactivator 5 (gene ncoa5). Gene Ontology annotation, molecular function: RNA binding. Lineage: Eukaryota; Metazoa; Chordata; Actinopteri; Siluriformes; Ictaluridae. The coding region runs from base 292 to 2445 and encodes 717 amino acids. Gene Ontology annotation, cellular component: nucleoplasm. Gene Ontology annotation, biological process: regulation of signal transduction. The record is from RefSeq and is a predicted model, not a curated record. The transcript has 11 exons.